UCGGUGUUGCUUAUUUCGCAGUACUGUAAAAACACCAUACGUUAUCUCUAGAGUUUUCCGUAUUAUAAUUUGUAUUGAUAAAACAUAACCAAAAAAUACUGAUUCGAUUUUCAUUUUUUCAUCAUCAUUCAGCCUUGAAUUUUUUAAUUGACUUUUAGGUACAUUCAGUUUACAUCGCUGUAUGUUUUACCAUUGAUGAACAAAAACUUCAAUUAUUAAGGGACUUAGGUGUGGGAUUUAUGGUCACAACUUUACGCGUCAAAUACGGAUGCUUGGACCAGCAUAAUCAUUGAACGCCUACUAUCCUAACCUUAUUAUUGAAGAAUCAGAUAUUUGUGAACUGUUCGUUACCUUCAGAAACGAAAAUGUUCAGUUUAGAGGGCGAUGAUAAAGCCAAUAGAGGAAUGUUGAAUAGUUUUCCAUCAGUUCCGUCUCCAUAUUUAAACUAUGACCCUCAACUUCUACCUCAGUCAUCUCAGCCAGAAUAUAUAUUUCUGGAAGGAGCUGGUUCCAAGCAACGUGGACGUUUUGAAUUGUCAUUCACUGAAAUUGGUACAUCAUGUUUGAUUGGUGCUACAAUUGGUGGUAUACGUGGAAUAUACAGUGGUAUAAAAAUGACAUCAAUGGAAAAUCAAACUAGUACAUACAAUAGAACACAGAUCUUAAAUAAUGUUUUUAAAAAUGGAGCACGUUUGUCUAAUACAUUUGGAACAUUAUCUGUAUACUAUAGUAUCUUUGGUAUCAUAUUAGAAAAGACCCGGGGAUGUGAAGAUGAGCUUAAUACUAUCGUAGCAGGAACAAGCACUGGACUUUUAUACAAAGCAACAAGUGGCCUUAGAAGGUGUGGCAUUGGUGGUUUGAUUGGAUUUAGUCUUGCUACAGCAUUCAGCUUAAUUACAUCAAGGGAUAAAAUUAAAGAAAUGGGAAGAAACGUAUUUCAUUCCUAAAAAUGUUUACCAAAAUAAAAUGUUCGCAAAAAUAAAUGUUCAUAAUAGUUUUUUAGAUAUACA
Rhopalosiphum padi (bird cherry-oat aphid) is the source of this 1010-nucleotide messenger RNA. RefSeq names its product mitochondrial import inner membrane translocase subunit Tim23-like. The transcript has 5 exons. The record is from RefSeq and is a predicted model, not a curated record. Bases 366 to 947 code for a protein of 193 amino acids. Lineage: Eukaryota; Metazoa; Arthropoda; Insecta; Hemiptera; Aphididae. Gene Ontology annotation, molecular function: transmembrane protein transporter activity. Gene Ontology annotation, biological process: protein import into mitochondrial matrix. Gene Ontology annotation, cellular component: mitochondrial inner membrane; TIM23 mitochondrial import inner membrane translocase complex.